AUUUCUGUUCAUUGCUCUGAGAUGAGAGAAUUCAUCAUCCAUGGCUACGUCAUUUUUGAAGCAGACAGGAAGAGCUGCAGAUCACGUUGAGCUAGUUAUAUUUUCUUUCUCUGGAAGCUUAUUCCAAUGGGUUUGGCAGCUAACAUGUUCACUUUCCCCACCAGGAAAAUGUACAUACCCAUUCUUUUGUACUACCUUCUCCUAUAUCUUUGUUUUUCUGUAACAGCUUGGCCACAUGCUCUGACAGGGGACAACUGUCCGAGCUCUGAGUGGAACGCCAUGUGCCGUCCGUGUUGUGAGUACUACCUGAUCCAGUGUCAGUGUCCCUCAAAGGGGUCGAGGGUAGGUUACACUGUACCCUGCUGCCACAAUUCUCUGCAUCAAUGUGACCCCUGUAUCGUUCACCCAGGGUGCAGUCUGUUUGAGAACUGUAAAACCUGCAACAAUGGAACAUGGAAAGCCAAUGACGACUUUUUUAUCAAUGGAAAAUAUUGUACAGAGUGUCGGCAAGGCUGGAGCGGAGGGGACUGUAAAACAUGUGGAGGCAUUAUUCAGCGGGCUCAGGGUCACAUAACCCUGGAAAGUUACCCAACAAAUGCCCGUUGUGAAUGGACAGUGCAAGUGGAUAGGGGCAGCAGCAUUGAGCUCAGGUUUUCUCUGCUAAGCUUGGAGUCUGACCAUAGUUGUCGUUAUGACUACACUGAAGUUCGUGAUGGCAGGGACCUGAGCUCCCCUGUAAUUGGCCGGUUUUGUGGGGAUCAGCCGCCUCCUCAAAUAAAAAGCUCUGGCAACUACCUGCACAUCCUGUUCACCUCAGAUGGCUACAACAACUUUGAUGGCUUUGCUCUUACUUUUCAGGAGAGUUCAGUUUCAGCCAUCAAGAAACCAGUGUGUCCACCCCCAGAGAAACCAGUAAAUGGAUUUUUGCUGCCUAUAUAUGGCUCAAAGGAUGAGCUUGUAUCUGUAAACUAUCAAUGCCAUCCACCAUUCGUAUUGACUGGCUCCCAGCAGAGGACCUGUCUGCCUAAUGGCACUUGGAGCGGGGUAGUUCCAGCAUGUGUAAAAGGCCAAACAAGCAGAGUCCAUUGUGCCCCUCUGCCUAAAUUGCUCAAUGGCUACCACAGACCUGCUCUUGACACAGCUGGAGGUGCAGAGACAAUUGAGUUUUUCUGUAAAAACUCCUACAUUUUGAGUGGAAACCACCAGACUACCUGCCUCUCUAAUGGAUCCUGGAGUGGCAGGCCACCCAAGUGUUUGAGAGCCUGUCGAGAACCCAAAGUGUCUGAACUUGUGCAUCAGAGUGUUGUAAAGCCACACCUACUAUCAAGGUACAGCAUGCAUGACUUGUCCUCAGCCGGCUUUACGCCACUUACAGUGGACAGACAGUCUAAUGUAGAAAGAGUUGACACCACCCUGGAAGAGCUUCCUCGUGGAUUUCAUCCAGUCUACACUAGCAUCGAGUACAAAUGUGCCUCAGCUCUCUACCACAACACAGGAAGUUCUCGGCGCACCUGCCUGAUGAAUGGCAGAUGGAGUGGACGCCAUGUUUCCUGCUCUCCUGUUUGUGGCAAAUUCAACACUUUCAGCACACAAAACCUUACAGACACUCCGUGGCCGUGGCAUGCAGCCAUCUAUAUCCGCUCACCUCCUGAUCUUACUGCCAGCACCCACAAGCCCCAUGGAAUGUUCAUGUCUGACCAGCAGGGGACCUCAGAGGAAUCGUCCUUCUGGUACCUGGCCUGCAGCGGGGCUCUGCUCACCCAGCGUAGCGUCCUUGUGACAGCUCAGUGUGUGGUAGACAAGGACAAGCAGGGGCCCCUUCACCCAGCACAUAUGAAAGUUGUCAUAGGCAUGCAGUAUCAGGCAUCUAAGGAUCGGAUGAAAAGCCUGCACCACCUCAGGGUUUCAGAAAUUUUAGUCCAUCCAAAUUUUUACUCUGCGCCCGACUUUGAUGUGGCUGUGCUCAAGCUAAAAGACAAAGCCAAGAUCAGUGAGCGUGUGUUGCCGGUGUGCCUACCCAAAAUGCAGGGAGGAGAAGUAACAGUGCAAGAGGCUUUUAAUGCAAGGUGGACUUUACCAAACAAUGGCAGGCUCCUAAGAAACUACACUCCCUUGAGCCAGACAGAACUUGUUGAGUUGAGUGAUGUUGCUCAGUGUGAAAGAGCAUUUACUCAUAGAGGAACACAUACCCCCACGAUCAGUGACAAUACCCUCUGUGUAAUCCAAAGACCGCCCAGUCCUCAAAGCUCUUGUCCCAGUGUUUUUCCAGGCCUCAUGACCAUGCCUGCUGUGUUUUUAUCAACAAGUGGUGUCUUGCCAGGUCACAGGGAGACUCAGGGAGCCUCCAGCACAGGCUGGCAACUGCUUGGUUUGGAGAGCUUCAGCUAUGAGGAAAAGCACUGCAACCAACAGACUUACACAGUUCAGAUACGAAUUGCCAACUUUCGAGACUGGAUAGAGAAAAACAUGAAGUAGAAUUGUAUUCUAUCACAUCUACAGUUGAUUUUCAGUGGUCAUUUACCAGUAUUGUUAAUUUCCUGUGUGUCUCAAUAUCAUAUAAGGUGAGAACUGUUUUCCUGGCUCUAUGUGUGUAUGUUGUUGUUCUGUAUCUGGGUCACCUCCACUUCAAAAGCAUCAUGUGAGUUGGUUAAAAUACACACCUACCUUUUCAUGAUCUCUACAGCUAUGUAUGUUCACAUAACAGGGGUUAAUGAUCAAUUCCAAAUUUGUUUGUCAGGUUGGAUCUUUUUGUGUUGAUGGUUUACCAUCAUGUUUGUAAGAGAUACUGUAUACAAAGCCUAUAAAAAUUAUUCACUCCCCUUGAAAUUUUCACCUUUUAUUUUGUUACAGUAGAAUUUAACCUUUUUCAUACUGAUCAACAUAAAAAGACUCAUCCAUGAAUUUGGCUCACUGUUUGAGUCAGCUUGCAUGGGUAUGUUGGACUCUACUGCUCCUCUUAAACAGAAAUCUCUUAAAGUUAAAACUGAGCCUUGGCUGAAUGCCUCGACUCAUGCCUUCAGACAGUUGUGUUGCCAAGCGGAGCGUACAUGGGAAAAAAGAAAAUGUUUGAGUUUCUCUGGGUUACUUCAGGGAUUGUCUUUCAAAUGAUCAGAAUGCUGUUAAAAGUGCUAAAACUAAUUAUCUCACUAGUGUGAUUGCUAAUAACCAACAUAAACCUCAGGUGUUAUUUAGCACAAUCAAUAAUAAAUCCAUCAGCCCCUUCUUACCCUGAAGUCUCAGUAGA
Monopterus albus (swamp eel) is the source of this 3244-nucleotide messenger RNA. RefSeq names its product peptidase domain containing associated with muscle regeneration 1a (gene pamr1a). The record is from RefSeq and is a predicted model, not a curated record. NCBI's taxonomy places the organism in Eukaryota, Metazoa, Chordata, Actinopteri, Synbranchiformes, Synbranchidae. Bases 127 to 2475 code for a protein of 782 amino acids. Gene Ontology annotation, biological process: proteolysis. The transcript has 11 exons. Gene Ontology annotation, molecular function: serine-type endopeptidase activity.